UUUCAUAUAUUGGAAUCAACCAUGCCCAUUCUUCUGGCGACUGCAGGAUGAGAGCUUGUCGUUCAAAUCACAGGCAUGCAUCUCGCAAUGAGAUCAUUUGUGUUAUAAAUAUCACCGUGCCAGCAGUAGCCUUUGCAUGGAUAUGCCUGGUGGAGACACCACACGCCGUGGUUGGUGCAAGGAGCAAAGGAUCAGCAAAAUGCGGGCAUUGUCCUAGCAGGGAGCACCCCGGAGAGAUCCGCUGGAAGAAUGCGCUUCCACUACCUCGUCCUCCUCUUUCUGAAUCACACUGUCCGCUUCUCUCCAGGGUACAGUGAGCAGGUACCGUCCGCAGAACUACUUCGAGGUACAACAAAUGAGAACUCCACUGUCUUGCAGAACCGUAAAUCGCUGAGGAACAUGUACCAAUGGAAUAGACCUGGGCCCCGCACUGGAAGACUUUAUUGCAGAGUUGGAAUUGGUUUUCAUUUGCAGAUCCAGCCUGAUGGCAAAGUCAGUGGCUCGCAUGAAGCCAACCUAUUCAGUAUUUUGGAAAUAUUCGCCGUGUCUCAGGGGAUAGUGGGAAUUCGAGGAAUUUUUAGCAACCGAUUUCUAGCAAUGAAUAAAAAGGGGAAACUUCACGCAACCACCAAGUUUACAAAUGAAUGCAUUUUCAAGGAGAGAUAUCAAGAAAACAGUUACAACACUUACGCCUCGGCCACUUACAAAAGCGAAAACAAUAGCCGAGAGUGGUACGUGGCUUUAAAUAAACGCGGGAAAGUGAAAAUGGGGAACAGCCCUCGAGUGAAACCUCAACACAUUUCGACACAUUUCCUUCCACGGUUCAAACAGUCUGAGAAAGAAAAAACGUUCAAAAUUACUCGGAAAGUCCCAGAUAAAAAAACGCCACCCAAAUCUCCAAAACCACCUCCUGCAACAAUUAUCCGCAGGAAGAGUACAAGUGUUAUCAGAUAUAGGCCCAAAUUUCGUUUUGGAUAGCAAAUUGAUUGAACUCGUCUUAUUUGGUUCGGGGGACAGUGACUUUGUUGGAAAGCAACUGUGGUGUACCGGGGAUGCACAGGGAGGCAAGAGUGACUCCUUCCGCCAAAGGGAGACACCAGCCAUCGCCCUCACUCCUAACCCCUGCGCGCCGUACCGGCAGUGUGGAACAGGAGAGGUAUGACAGUGUUGUAAGGAUGCUGUAUCAGCAUUAGGAAUGCGAAUCUGUACGGGUAUAACACAAAAAACAGACUGUUUGUUAGCAGAACAUAAAAAUCGUUCAUUUGCAUUGGAAAAUUUAUGUUAGGCUCUGAGGGAAAGAUGCGAUUAUUGAACAUAAAAUCACGUUUGGUAAAGGAAGCAAAUAACAUUUUGCCCCAGUAGAAAUGUUGAAUAUGGUUUCAAAAACGUUGAAUCCUUCUUUAUUUUCAUAGCCCUUUUCCAGAGAUUAAAAAGAAAACAUUUUUUUCUAAGCACAAACAGGGAAAUAUGUUCAUUUGUUUUCUCUCGGUAACAUAGUGAGACCUCACCACUACGCGAUAAUGUCGGUUUAUUUCUGCUUGGAAAGCGCAUGCAACAAUUAGUUUUUUGGAGUGGUCAUACUUUGGUGGUGCACGACCUUUGAACCCACCUUUCUUUGACGGAACAGCUGGAAGGAUGGAUUACAGGCCGUCGAUCAAACUAUCACUUC
Chiloscyllium plagiosum (whitespotted bambooshark) is the source of this 1669-nucleotide messenger RNA. It is a transcript of the gene fgf5, whose product is annotated as fibroblast growth factor 5. Gene Ontology annotation, molecular function: growth factor activity. NCBI's taxonomy places the organism in Eukaryota, Metazoa, Chordata, Chondrichthyes, Orectolobiformes, Hemiscylliidae. The record is from RefSeq and is a predicted model, not a curated record.